CCGCUCCGCCACCGCCUCCCCGCGCGGCGCCGUUCGGGCCAUUUUGCGGCGCGAUGAGGCGGGAGCGGCGGUGAGCAGCACCCGCACCCUGCCCGCCCCGCUCCUCCCUCACCUCCCGCCGCGGCUCGUCCCUCCGCAGCGCGGCGGAGCCAGAAAUACCCCCGUAACCCGGAGACAUCCCCCUCAACGUCCCCCCCCCCCCCCCCCUCUUCUCUCCGCCCGCCCCUCGGCGGAGCCAUGAGCUGGGGCACGGAGCUGUGGGACCAGUUUGACAACUUGGAAAAACACACGCAGUGGGGUAUUGAUGUGCUGGAAAAAUACAUCAAGUUUGUAAAAGAAAGAACAGAGAUUGAACUCAGCUAUGCAAAACAACUUAGGAAUCUUUCAAAGAAAUACCAACCCAAAAAGAACUCCAAAGAGGAGGAAGAAUACAGGUACACAUCAACCAGAGCCUUCGUAGCCACUUUAAAUGAAAUGAAUGACUAUGCUGGCCAGCAUGAGGUCAUUUCAGAGAACAUGACUUCUCUUAUCACUGGAGAGCUAUCACGCUACGUGCAGGAGCUGAAACAAGAGAGGAAAUCGCAUUUCCACGAUGGCAGAAAGGCACAACAACAUAUUGAGACUUGCUGGAAACAACUUGAAGCUAGUAAGAGGAGGUUUGAACGGGACUGCAAAGAAGCUGACAGAGCACAGCAAUAUUUUGAGAAAAUGGAUGCUGACAUCAAUGUUACAAAAGCAGAUGUUGAAAAAGCAAGGCAGCAAGCUCAGCUACGACAUCAAAUGGCAGAAGACAGCAAGGCAGAAUAUUCUUCCACCCUCCAGAAGUUCAACAGUGAGCAGCAUGAUCAUUACUACACACACAUCCCAAACAUCUUCCAGAAAAUCCAAGAGAUGGAGGAAAGAAGAAUUGUGAGGAUAGGGGAAUCCAUGAAAACGUUUGCAGAGGUCGAUCGCCAGGUGAUCCCUAUCAUUGGGAAGUGUCUGGAUGAAAUAACCAAGGCUGCAGAGUCAGUGGAUCACAAGAAUGAUUCCCAGCUGGUGAUAGAAGCCUAUAAAUCAGGGUUUGAGCCCCCAGGAGAUGUUGACUUCGAGGACUUCACACAGCCGAUGAAAAGAACGAUCUCGGAAUCCAGCCUGUCCAACUCCAGAGGGGAUGGGAGGUCUGAGCCCAAGUUUGGUGGCAAAUCCAAGGGCAAGCUAUGGCCAUUCAUCAAGAAAAAUAAGCUUAUGUCCCUUUUAACAUCCCCCCAUCAGCCCCCUCCUCCUCCCCCUGCCUCUGCCUCACCCUCUGCUGUUCCCAACGGCCCCCAGUCUCCCAAGCAGCAAAAGGAACCCCUCUCCCAUCGCUUCAACGAGUUCAUGACCUCCAAACCCAAAAUCCACUGCUUCAGGAGCCUAAAACGUGGGCAGACACAGUCUUUGUAUAUUCACAAAGAACUCAUGAAGAGGACUUUAGGGACCCCCACGUGUGCCGUUGAGGCUAGGGAAUAUGUUCUUUCUCUCAAGCUGGGAGCAGGGCCAGAAGAUUUCAGCAAUCUCCCACCUGAGCAAAGAAGGAAGAAACUGCAGCAAAAAGUUGAUGAACUGAACAGAGACAUCCAGAAGGAAAUGGAUCAAAGAGAUGCCUUAACAAAAAUGAAAGAUGUGUACAUCAAGAACCCACAGAUGGGGGAUGCAGCCAGUGUGGACCAGAGAUUGGCAGAACUGGGGCAGAACAUUGAAAAGUUACGACUGGAAGUUCAGAAAUUUGAGGGCUGGCUAGCAGAGGUGGAGGGCAGGUUGCCCGCACGGACGGAGCAGCCCCGGAGGCAGAGUGGGCUCUACGAGGCUCAGAACCCUUCAGCAGUCAACAGCUGUGCCCAGGACAGAGAGAGCAGCCCAGAUGGCAGUUACACAGAAGAGCAAAGUCAGGAGACUGGGAUGAAAGUACCUGCAACAGAUUUUGAUGAUGAGUUUGAUGAUGAAGAACCACUCCCCACCAUAGGAACGUGUAAAGCUCUCUAUACAUUUGAAGGUCAGAAUGAAGGAACAAUUUCUGUAGCAGAAGGAGAAAUGCUCUAUGUAAUAGAAGAAGACAAAGGAGAUGGGUGGACACGAAUCCGAAGGAACGAGGAUGAGGAGGGCUAUGUCCCUACAUCAUAUGUUGAAGUCUAUUUGGACAAAAAUGCCAAAGAUUCCUAAAGGUGUUUGUGCUGGUGCAAGAACCUCGGGGCGAGCUUGUCACAGAAGGAGAAACAAAAUGGUCUGUUUACCCUGCAGGCAGUUCAAUCACACCCAUGGAAAACCAGACUCCUACUCUGGUCUGGAGUUCCCACUUGAAAAAUUGAGACCUAAAUUCCAUCCCAAUAUCACUCAGAUGCUUGCUCUUUCCCAUGGCAUGCUACUUGUGGCUCAGAUUCACUUCCCAGCCUUUCCCCAUCCCCUUCUGCCACCUUGGCACAGCCCCUCUGCCAAACAUAACCAACACUUCCCCCCCUACCCAAUUCCUCUUGCCACCCCUUGAAGAACUGCUGGCUGCCCUUUGCAAAGGGUAACCAGAGAGUCCCAAGCAUGUCCUGGUCUGUCUUCUCUCCUCCCUUGUCCCUCAGUCCAUCUGGAUGUCUGCACUGGUCCAUCAGCAUUUCACAAGGUGCCUUUAGUGCUCAUCCUGCAGCACCCAGGAGCUUGGUGAGGAGGUGGAAAAACCUCCCCUGGGACCAGUGUUACAGCAGCUGGACUGGGCUCUGAAUCUGCAGAUAUUCAACCUGAUCCCCGUGCAUUAUUCUGCUUCCCCAAAGGUCACUAAUACUUGUCAGCCUUUAUUUUUUUUUCUUGAAAUCCAGGCUGCUGCUCAUUCCAAGUAUUAAAUCCCCAUCACCUUGCUGUUUCCCGAAAGCCUCCAAGCUCACGUAUGUACCCUCCUUUUCCUGCUUCUCCCUUCCCUUUCCUCUUGGUUCCCCUCUCCUCUGGCCCUCUUCUUUCUCACACACAGACACACACAAAGACAGACACUGGCAUUUUGGUUUGAAGCCCCAUUUUGCUCCUCCCAGAGGCCUCCGUUUUGCUCUCAUUUCAGUCUGCAUGCUCGCCCUGUCGCCUUGCCUGCGCCCACCUUCCCGAGGGUCACCUUAGUUUGUGGCUCAGUGUUGGUUCCUCUCUUGGCAGUUUUUGCUUUGGUCGGGUUGGUUUUUAGCAUUUCAGACCUGCCACUUUCUUUUGCAUGACCUCUCCUGCGUCCUCAUCAGUUCACGUUUGAGUCACAGAAUUUUCUUGGAAAAACAGAAGAGAAAAAAAAAAAAAGAACCAAGAACCCACACUCUGUUUUGUUGUCAUGGAGUGGACCUUGACCCAGAAACCAGAGAGGAAUUGUGACCAUCCUCUUCUCUGUUUGAAGCAGAAGUGAGGCUGCACUUUAUCCCAUUGUGCAGUGGAGAGAGAGAGCUGUAAUAUCUCCAAAAAUGCCAUCAUCUGGGUCUCAACUUCUAAGAGCCAAUUGCUUCCUAACCAUCCCUGUUCCAUCUCUUGGUUGCCCUUGAGUCUUUACCAUUUUUAGGAUUUCACAGGCAUCUUUUACCUGUUUGAGCCCUGCAAGAGUCAGUUGCUAUUUAGUAGCACCUCAGGGCCAUUUAUUCUUAGGUCAAUACUUAAUUUGGGGGAUUCUUACUUUUAGCCAGCUUCAGCAUAUUUGGUAAAAUCCCCAGAAUUUGAGAAAGAAGCCACGAAGGGCAGGGACCCCAAAAUGAGACCUCUCAGGUUUAUUUUGCAGACAACCACGUGUGGGUUUUGCUGCCCACUGUGCAGGGUCAGCAUCCAGAAGUGUGGCCACAGAUCCUCUCCAUGCUGGGGGUUGCUUUAAUCACCCCCAACUCUGGAUGAAAUCCUUUUCAGUUGGAUUAUGUGUUGUGUUCAUCACUCUGUCCCCUUCUCUCUGUUCAAGAUCCCAACUUUUUUUUAAUAGGACAAAAAUCUGAGUCCUACAGCUAAAACUGUAGCUGUUGUAUUAUGGUGCUUAAUAUCUUGCAAGCAUCAACCAGCAAAAGGUGUUUUUUUGGUUUUUUUUAAUUAAUUCCAAUGGCUCAGGAGCCUGCCUUGAGAUGCAGGCAGUACCAAUGCUUUAGCAGCUUCUGAAGAGUCAUAAAACCUUUAAAUUACCAUUCUUGUCACUGCUGCUACUGCUGUCACUUAACUCUUUAGAUCCUCCAGUGGCAGAAUGUGACCCACAGGGUUGGCACCUGAGGCUUUGUACAAAGAUUUGUACAGAGGCUUCGUUGCAUCCAUCAGGGAUCUGAACAGUUCAGCUGUGCACAGGUGUGCAAAAAUACCUGCAAAAUCUUUUUAGCUGCAAUGUUUUUAUUCUCAUGGCCAAUGCACUGUUGAAUCAGCAGCUGGAAGAAUUCUUUUUCAACCUCUUGUCGUGCCAUCUAUGUAAAAAUUAGAGAAAAGUUUUUCUUUUAUAUAUUUAAUCUAGGUGGACAGUAUAUUAUUGUCAGCCUGUGUGGAAAGUUUGAGCAAUUGCAAUGUCUGUGUUGCUAAACAGUGCUUUAGAAGGAGCAUUAGCUUUAGCUGACUGAUUUAUUUUCUUCAAAAGUUUUAAUAAAAGACCACGUGUGGAGUUUUUGUAAACUUGGCAACUAGUUCCCAAAACCCCAGGUCUUAAAAUGUACUGCAAGAAAAAAAAAAAAUAGCAGCAAUCCUGUAUUGUAGCCUCCACUUUUACUCUGCUGCCUUUAUUCAGGGUAACAAACGAGUAACUUCUGUAGCAUUUACCUUUUGCAGCACCUGAAGGACUAAAUAUGUGACUGGUUUAUAAAAACUCUGCUUGGAUUUACUGAUCUUGCCCAGAAGCCUGGACUCUACUUCCUCCAAAAUCUCAUUGUCCCCAGCAAAAGUCUCUAAUGCCCUUUCUUAACACCUGUAAAUAGAGAAGAAACAUAUUUACUGAUACUGAAAGUUGUGUUUAAUGCUGAGUAUUUUCAAGAAGUUCAUUUAGUUGGAUGCAUCUCGUUCUUUGUUUUCCUGCCUGAAGUGUCAAAGACCUAAAAGAAGCCAAAUUCUAUUUUAACAUGAUGACCUUGAGCACUUUUUUAAUUUGUAUAUGUGUGUGUUUGUGUGUUUGAGCACUGAUCUCUAGAUCUUGGUGGCAUCUCAGUGUUGUGAUUUCAUUGCCAAUGUAAAAGGUUCUGGUGUUGCCCAUUCAUUUCUGGAGACAGAAUUCAACCAAAUAAAGUGCUUCCAUUUGAAAGCGAAUUAUUCCCCUUGUAACAAUGAGAGGAGAGUCAUCCACCUAUUUAAAUAAACAUUUAAUUCCAGAAAUAGUUUCAGCCAGAGAA
Messenger RNA from Calypte anna (Anna's hummingbird), 5309 nucleotides. RefSeq names its product formin binding protein 1 (gene FNBP1). The record is from RefSeq and is a predicted model, not a curated record. NCBI's taxonomy places the organism in Eukaryota, Metazoa, Chordata, Aves, Apodiformes, Trochilidae. Gene Ontology annotation, biological process: endocytosis; signal transduction. Gene Ontology annotation, molecular function: protein binding. Bases 238 to 2181 code for a protein of 647 amino acids. The transcript is spliced from 18 exons.